This is a messenger RNA of Heteronotia binoei (common prickly gecko), 3608 nucleotides long. It is a transcript of the gene FERMT2, whose product is annotated as FERM domain containing kindlin 2. Gene Ontology annotation, molecular function: integrin binding. Gene Ontology annotation, cellular component: focal adhesion; extrinsic component of cytoplasmic side of plasma membrane. Lineage: Eukaryota; Metazoa; Chordata; Lepidosauria; Squamata; Gekkonidae. Bases 151 to 2289 code for a protein of 712 amino acids. The transcript is spliced from 16 exons. The record is from RefSeq and is a predicted model, not a curated record. Gene Ontology annotation, biological process: integrin-mediated signaling pathway; cell-matrix adhesion.
ACUGAGUUCUUUGUAAACUGAGCCGAGGAGCUAGACAGCUUGCUUCUUCUCUGCGGCUGACUUCAGGGGAGCUCCACUAUUGUGUCCUUCCUCCCCUUGUGAUUGGGAGUGGGGAGGACUGUGUGCAUGAGGCUUCUGCUUAGCUAAUGAAUGCUGUUUCCUUUGCUUCUUGAUCGCAGGAAGGAGGAAACCAUGGCUCUGGACGGUAUACGGAUGCCAGAUGGCUGCUAUGCGGAUGGGACGUGGGAGCUGAACGUCCAUGUCACGGACCUGAACAGGGAUGUCACUCUGAGGGUCACGGGGGAAGUCCACAUCGGGGGUGUCAUGCUGAAGCUGGUGGAAAAGCUUGAUGUCAAAAAAGAUUGGUCUGACCAUGCCUUGUGGUGGGAAAAGAAGAAAACCUGGCUCCUUAAAACCCACUGGACCUUGGAUAAGUAUGGGAUACAGGCCGAUGCCAAGCUGCAGUUCACUCCCCAGCACAAACUGCUCCGGCUCCAGCUCCCGAACAUGAAGUACGUGAAGGUGAAAGUGAACUUCUCUGACAGAGUCUUCAAAGCUGUAUCUGACAUCUGCAAAACCUUCAACAUCAGACAUCCAGAAGAGCUGUCUCUCUUAAGGAAGCCCAGAGAUCCCACCAAGAAGAAAAAGAAAAAACUGGAUGACCAGUAUGAAGAUGAGACUCUUGAGCUUGAAGGACCAUUAAUUACCCCUGGAUCAGGCUCUGAUGUUCUUUACAUCGGACCCGUGAAAGGGAGCAUUUAUUCAAGCCCAGGACUUUAUAGCAAAACCAUGACGCCAACUUACGAUUCUCACGAUGGAAGCCCUUUAUCACCAACUUCAGCGUGGUUUGGAGAUAGCGCUUUAUCAGAAGGGAACCCGGGUAUUCUUGCCGUCAGCCAGCCAAUCACCUCUCCAGAAAUUCUGGCAAAAAUGUAUAAGCCGCAGACGCUUCUGGAUAAAGCCAAGAUCAACCAAGGGUGGUUGGACUCUUCGAGGUCCCUGAUGGAGCAAGAUGUGAAAGAGAAUGAAGCCUUACUUCUCCGGUUCAAGUACUACAGCUUCUUCGAUCUGAAUCCUAAGUACGAUGCAAUCAGAAUCAACCAGCUCUACGAACAGUCGAAAUGGGCUAUUCUUUUGGAAGAAAUUGAGUGCACGGAAGAAGAGAUGAUGAUGUUUGCAGCUUUGCAGUACCACAUCAACAAGCUGUCGAUCAUGUCCUCCGAAAAUCACUUGAACAACAGUGACAAAGAGGUGGAUGAAGUGGAUGCUGCCCUUUCGGACCUGGAGAUUACUCUGGAAGGAGGGAAGACGUCCACAAUUCUGGGUGACAUUACGUCGAUCCCGGAGCUGGCCGACUACAUUAAAGUGUUCAAGCCAAAGAAACUGACACUCAAGGGCUACAAGCAGUAUUGGUGCACCUUCAAAGAUACAUCUAUCUCUUGUUACAAGAGCAAAGAAGAAUCCAGCGGGACUCCAGCUCACCAGAUGAACUUGAGAGGCUGUGAGGUGACUCCCGAUGUCAACAUUUCCGGUCAGAAGUUUAACAUCAAGCUUCUCAUCCCUGUUGCCGAGGGCAUGAAUGAAAUUUGGCUCCGUUGUGAUAACGAAAAGCAGUAUGCGCACUGGAUGGCCGCUUGCCGUCUGGCCUCCAAGGGCAAGACCAUGGCGGACAGCUCGUAUAAUCUGGAAGUCCAGAACAUCUUGUCCUUCCUGAAGAUGCAGCAUCUGAACCCGGAUCCGCAGAUAAUCGCCGAACAGGUCACGCUGGACAUCAAUCCUGAAUGUCUGGUUUCCCCGAGAUACCUGAAGAAAUACAAGAGCAAACAGCCAGGCUAUAUAAGAGAUUUGAUCACGGCCAGGAUCUUAGAGGCCCAUCAGAACGUCGCUCAGAUGAGUCUCAUCGAAGCCAAAAUGAGGUUCAUACAAGCCUGGCAGUCCCUUCCGGAGUUCGGCAUCACGCACUUCAUUGCAAGGUUCCAAGGAGGUAAGAAAGAGGAGCUCAUUGGCAUCGCGUACAACCGGCUGAUACGGAUGGACGCCAGCACCAGCGAUGCCAUCAAGACGUGGCGGUUCAGCAACAUGAAGCAGUGGAACGUGAACUGGGAAAUUAAAAUGGUCACUGUGGAAUUUGCAGACGACGUCCGGGUGUCCUUCAUAUGCACUGAAGUCGAUUGCAAAGUGGUCCACGAGUUCAUCGGCGGCUACAUUUUCUUGUCGACGCGUGCGAAAGACCAGAACGAGAGCCUAGACGAAGAGAUGUUCUAUAAACUGACCAGCGGCUGGGUUUGAGUUCGAAGAGAGAAAACCUCCCUGUUAUACUGACAAAAACUCAAUGGCCAUAUUAAAUAUUUAACUUCAAAAAAAAAAAAGCUGUUAUUUGAAAUAUGCUGCUUAAUCAAGUUAAGCUUGAAGUGUAUCUUUUCUUUUUUAAAAAUAUCAUGGGAAACUUUGCCUUAGCAGACCAGUUUUUUGAUGUAUGUGCACUAACUGGCACUUCCGUUAAUCUGCUAGAACAGCAGCGGCAACAAAAAUUAACGUGGAGUGCAUUAUGCAAAACAUUCAGUGCCUCUGUUUUCCCCCGCCCACUCGGUAAGAAGCGGGGGGGGGGGGCGAUCAGGAUAAUUUCUGACAGAUGUAAGCUAACCCAAAUCAGUAAAACUCUAAGCCAUUUAACUAAAAAGAUACCCAGGGCCUAAUCUAUAUGAAGUCUAUUUAUCAUGUUUAAUGCAUGUUUUGUGGGUUGUGUUUUUUUUUUUAAAUAUAUAUAGAAAAUAUAUAUGUAUAUAUAUAUUGUAAAAUUCACAUUUCAUGUGUUCCAACAUCCUUCGUACUUCAGAGUAGAAUUCCUGGUGUGUGACCCAGGAAGUGCGGUUGUGAUACCCCUUCCCUGGCAGCUCCAGCAGGGUUUGUGCCUGGGCUUUCCCAGCUUUGUGGAAUGUGUCCUCUGACCCCUCGUUGUAUAAUGGGGCCCAUCGCAAGACCUGAAACUGACAAAAAAGCAAUCGUGUGGCCUUGAAAAGGAAAAAAAAAUACACAUCUGUUAGACUUUAAGCAUAUUUGUUAAGUUCUUGUUAACUUUCAUGGAUCAUUUAUAAACUUUGUCUCUCUCUCUCUCUUUCUCCUUUGCCCUCCUUUUUAUUUUUUUUACACCAUAUUGUAUUACAACCAACUUUAGUAUUCACCAGCAUAGCCACUCUCUACCUAAGAUAUGCAAAAAAGAUUUCAUUACAAACAUGAAGUAAAAGGUCUAUGAAGUAUAAGGAAUUUUUGUGGGUCAUGUGUGUAACUAAUGUAAAAAGAAAAACGCAAAUUUUAUAAAAUUGUACAGGUUUUUCUUUUUUUAAUAAAAAUAAAAAAUAAAACUAGUCUCACAAGCCAAAGUAUCCUUGAGCAUAUUGGCCUUAAUAUGUUUUUAAUCUUAAAUUAAAAUCUCAACAAGGCUCGGUUGCCUGGCGUGAGGGAUUCCCAGUUCCAAAAUUAACACUAACAGCCAGGGUUCCCUGAAUUGCCCAGUGCUGAGAUAACCAGUAUUGUGUUGAGUAGUCCAUGACACAAAGACCAUGUAUAAAUGCUUUGUAUUUUAAAUAAAGGUCAAAUCUUUUAUUUAA